AUGGCUCACGGUGCUGAGGACUGUGCUACAGUCCUCGAGCAGUUCGUUCACGAUUCGGCGAACUUGCCCCUCGAGAUCAAUCAUCUGAUGGAAGAGAUACAAGCCAAAGACAAGAUCAUGCAAGAGUCUCGCGUCACGAUCAACUCCAAGGAUGGAAGUCUUCAAAAGUUCAUCAAACUGAAUGGCAGUCUGGCACCUAAUCCCAAGGAAGAGCAGUACACAAAGGCUGUGCUCGAAAGUUUUGAUCGGAGCCAGCAGCUUCAGGAAGAAAAGAUUCAGCUGAGCGACAAGGCAUGUGUCCUCUUGGACCGUCAGAUCAAAAGACUAGACAUGCGCCUACGCGAACUCGUGAAUGACGGCGUUCUUUCCAAUGAUCCACCACUUCCCUCAUUGUUCGACAACAAAAACAAUUACCGCGACCCUCCACGAGUAUUUUUUCCCGACGCUACUCCUUCUGAAUCCUCCUCCUAUGCUACACCUUUGAAUCAAACCUCUGGAAAUGUCAAUCCCAUACUGGCUGCCGCUCAACGCCUGAGCCAGGCCACUCCACGUGUAUCAGGCCCCUCUACCAUCGCUGCUCAAGGUGGCGCUCGAAGCUCAGCACCGGCCACUCCUGCUGCAUCGGCAGCGAUCCAUCUUCACCAACGUCAGCGAGAGUCUUCUGCGGGUGCAAUCGACACUAAACGUCGGCGACUUAAUGCAUCCCUCGGUACUCUUCCCGCUGCAUCGUCCAACUUGCGUCAGUCGUCAAUAGGACCUGGAACACCCAAGGCAGGCACGCCUGCUGGCAGCCGCGCUGGUAGUGUUGGGCCACGUGGCGCAACUGGCAUCAAGAAAGCCCUCACAAAGAAAAUUGCCCCUCACCAGCAAAGCAAGAAGCUCAAAGCCUCGUCGUCUAGCAAGCACACCAAGCGAUCAUCCAGUGCCAGCGGUCGUAUCAAGGCGUCGAAGAAAUCACCAACAGGCGACGGUGCAGACGACGACGACUCUAUGCUCAGUAGUGCUGAUGUGUCGGAAUCCGACAAAAGCGAUGGUGCUGAUGGCGAUGAGGAUGUUGAUGACGACGAUGAUGACGAGGAGGGCGCUGAAGAUACCAAGGUGUACUGCACUUGCCGUACAGUCAGCCAUGGGGACAUGGUCGCCUGUGAUCACGACGGCUGUCCUUACGAAUGGUUCCACUGGAAAUGUGUUGGGCUUACCCGGGAGCCGGUCGGGGCUUGGUUUUGUGAUGAGUGUCGAAAGACGCUCGGGAAGUAA
Penicillium diatomitis is the source of this 1257-nucleotide messenger RNA. RefSeq names its product putative PHD finger domain protein. NCBI's taxonomy places the organism in Eukaryota, Fungi, Ascomycota, Eurotiomycetes, Eurotiales, Aspergillaceae. Gene Ontology annotation, biological process: regulation of DNA-templated transcription. The record is from RefSeq and is a predicted model, not a curated record. The coding region runs from base 1 to 1257 and encodes 418 amino acids. The transcript has a single exon. Gene Ontology annotation, cellular component: Rpd3L complex; Rpd3L-Expanded complex; nucleus.